Molecule: messenger RNA, 1221 nt
Organism: Vicia faba (fava bean)
Lineage: Eukaryota; Viridiplantae; Streptophyta; Magnoliopsida; Fabales; Fabaceae
Source: the annotation of a GenBank genome assembly
AUGACAAACACACCUUUCUCUUUCGGUUUUUUGUUCUUCUCUCUUUUCAUACCUACCCUUGUUUCCUCGUCACCUCUCCAAAACCCUGAAUUGGUUGUCCAAGAAGUAAACAGGAAAAUUAAUGCCUCUGCAACUAGGAGAAAUUUAGGGUACCUAUCUUGUGGAAGUGGAAACCCUAUUGAUGAUUGUUGGAGAUGUGACUCGAAUUGGGAGAAAAACAGACAAAGGCUAGCAGAUUGUGCAAUUGGGUUCGGCAAAAACGCCAUGGGUGGAAAAAACGGUAAGAUGUACGUUGUAACCGACUCGGGCGACGACAAUCCGGUGAGUCCAACGCCGGGAACACUCCGUCACGCAGUGAUCCAAGAGGAACCAUUAUGGAUAAUCUUCGCGAGAGACAUGGUGAUAAAAUUAAAAGAAGAAUUAAUCAUGAACUCUUUCAAAACAAUUGAUGGGAGAGGUGCUAGUGUCCACAUUGCUGGUGGUCCAUGCAUUACUAUACAAUUUGUGACUAAUAUUAUCAUACAUGGAAUAAAUAUACAUGAUUGUAAACAAGGUGGGAAUGCUAUGGUGAGGGACUCCCCACGGCAUUUCGGGUGGAGGACGAUAUCGGACGGCGACGGUGUGUCGAUUUUUGGUGGAAGUCAUGUUUGGAUUGAUCAUUGUUCUUUGUCUAAUUGUGAAGAUGGUUUGAUUGAUGCUAUUUAUGGAUCCACUGAUAUAACAAUUUCUAACAAUUAUAUGACACACCAUGAUAAGGUCAUGUUGUUGGGUCAUAGUGAUUCCUAUGUUAAAGAUAAAAAUAUGCAAGUUACGAUUGCUUUUAACCACUUUGGCGAAGGUCUUGUUCAAAGAAUGCCAAGGUGUAGACUAGGAUAUUUCCAUGUGGUGAACAAUGACUAUACUCACUGGGAAAUGUAUGCUAUUGGAGGAAGUGCAAAUCCCACCAUAAACAGCCAAGGCAACAGAUUUGUUGCACCCGAUGCUCGAUUCAGCAAAGAGGUAACAAAGUAUGAAGAUGCAGAAGAGAGUGAAUGGAAGAAUUGGAACUGGAGAUCAGAAGGAGACUUAAUGUUAAAUGGUGCAUUUUUCACUCCUUCUGGUGGUGGAACUUCAUCUAGCUAUGCAAGAGCUUCUAGUUUAAGUGCAAGACCAUCUUCUCUUGUGGGUUCCAUUACUAUUGCUUCUGGAACACUUAACUGUAAGAAAGGUUCACCUUGCUAG